AUGCCUGAAACAAAAUUGCCAAACUUUUUAAUAAAGUUAUAAUCAAUGUUGAAUGUAUAAUAAUUUGAAUAAUUAAAGGAUGCAUCAAAUAAUCAUAUAAUUAGUUGGGAUGAAAGAGGUAGUAAACUAAUAAUUCAUGAUAUAAAAUAAUUUAAAGAAAUUGUAUUGCCCUUAUACUUUAAAUAACCAAAUUAUACAAGUUUCUAAAAGUACAACUAAUGUAAUAUAAUUAGGUAAAUGAAUAACUAUGGAUUUAAGAAUAUCAGAAUUUCAUCUACAACAACAGAGUUUUACAAUGAAAAUUGGACUAGUGACUAUAGAAAAAUUGAUUAAAUGGUAAGGAAAAAAAGAAUCAUAAUUGAAAAAGAUUCAAAUUCUUCUUUUCUCUCUUAAUUAAUGAUAUUGAAAUGUUCUUAAAAUUAAUUAAUAGAGAAUUUGUAAUAUAUUAAUUACAAAUAAACAAUCAUAAGUUAAAUUAUUUAUGACUUGCACUUAGAAUCAUUAAAAUAAUAAGAAUUAUUCUAAUAAUUUCUUGAUCUAUAAUUGUGA
Messenger RNA from Paramecium sonneborni, 549 nucleotides. The record is from the annotation of a GenBank genome assembly. Lineage: Eukaryota; Ciliophora; Oligohymenophorea; Peniculida; Parameciidae.